CAUUCCCACCCUUGGUUCCGCCCCAUUUCCACUCUGAAAGCAAGCUACAAUUUUGUGUGGCCACUUUGGGCAAUGGCCACAACCUUUAGCUGGUUUAAAAUAUUGACAACAAGCUGGUAAAGCCUCCUACUCUGCAUAACAAACAGUAGGUGGUUUGGCUUCGGGAGGCGCGUUGACCGGUGAAUGCAUAGAGUCAAGAAGGUCAAGAUUUGCGAGACUAAAGAGGGUAUCUGGAAAAGCUGUGUUACAGUUAAAAUGACGGCUGUGGACGACCUAUCGGACAGCACAGAGGUGGUGGAGAUGGAGGACGUGCCCUCUCAGUUCUUUGUGGAGAAACACUCGUGGGAAGGACUCCGUGACAUCAUCCAUUGUAGCAGGAAGUACUCGGGCAUGAUUGCCAACAAGGCUCCACAUGACUUCCAGUUCGUGCAGAAGAAGGAUGACAACGCUCCCCAUUCCCACCGGUUAUAUUACCUCGGAAUGCCUUACGGAAGCAGAGAGAACUCGUUGCUCUACUCAGAAAUCCCAAAGAAGAUCCGCAAAGAGGCACUCUUAGUUUUGUCGUGGAAGCAAAUGCUUGAUCAUUUCCAGGCGACGCCACACCAAGGAGCCUACUCACGAGAGGAAGAACUGCUGAGGGAGCGUAAACGCCUCGGCGCAUUUGGAAUCACCUCUUAUGACUACCACACACAGACGGGCCUGUUCCUCUUCCAGGCUAGCAAUAGUCUGUUUUACUGUCGCGACGGAGGCAACAAUGGCCUCAUUCAGUCCGCACCUGUAAAGCCUGUUGAGAUCAAGACCCAGUCCUCAGGCACCCGGAUGGAUCCAAAGAUCUGCCCGGGAAACCCCGACUUCAUAGCGUUCAUCAACAAUAAUGACCUGUGGAUAGCUAACAUUAAGACUGGAGAGGAAAAGAGACUCACCUACUGUCACAAAGGUGUGGAUAACGUCAAAGAAGACCCCAAGUCAGCAGGUGUAGCAACAUUUGUCAUCCAAGAAGAGUUUGAUCGUUUUACUGGCUACUGGUGGAAUCCCUCAGCAGAGGAAGAUUCGAGUGGAGUGAAAACAGUGUAUCUACUUUAUGAGGAGGUAGAUGAGACGGAGGUAGAAAUUAUUCAUGUGCCAUCUCCAGCCCUGGAAGAGCGCAAAGCAGAUGCUUACAGAUACCCCCGCACAGGUAGCAAAAAUCCCCAGGCCACACUCAAACUUGCAGAGAUCAAGACAGACCAUCAAGGCAGAAUUGUGAGCAUGCAAGAUAAAGAGCUGGUCGUCCCCUUCACCUCCUUAUUUCCAGGGACAGAAUACAUCGCCAGGGUAGGAUGGACAAGUGACGGCAAAUAUGGCUGGGCAGUUUUGCUGGACCGCAGUCAGAGAAAACUGCAGCUCGUCCUGCUCCCUCCUUCUCUCUUCAUCCCGGUUUCAGAUGAUCCAGCUCAGAGGCAGGCCAGUCUGGAAGGAGUCCCUGCUAACGCACAACCAUAUAUAGUCUAUGAAGAGACCACCGACAUCUGGAUUAAUGUCCAUGAUACAUUUUAUUCAUUUAUUCAAACGUCAGAUGAAGAGUUUAGUUUCAUUUGGAUUAAUGAGACUAAAACAGGUUACAGUCAUCUGUAUAAAAUCACAUCCCUGUUACAACCUAGUUGCGCCAAAUGGACAGAGGAUUACCAGCACAUAGAAGGACAAUUUAAAUGUACGAUCAAGGAGGAAGUUGCGUUGACCAGCGGAGAAUGGGAAGUGCUUGCCAGGCAUGGGUCAAAGAUCUGGGUAAAUGAGAUUACAAAGUUGGUGUAUUUCCAAGGCACGAGAGACACUCCACUGGAGCAUCACCUGUAUGUGGUCAGCUAUGACUCACCAGGGGAUGUGGUCAGACUAACCAAGCCUGGCUUUUCUCAUAGCUGCUCCGUUAGUCAAAACUUUGACUUUUUUGUCAGCCACUACAGUAAUGUGAGUACACCUCCCUGUGUUCACGUCUACAAAUUGACCAGCUCAGAAGGUGACUCCUUUCACACCGCACCCGAAGUCUGGGCCAGCAUGAUGGAGUCGCCAGGUUGCCCAGGAGAUUACAACCCGCCUGAGAUUUUUGACUUUCCCAGCAAGUCUGGCUUCCGGCUUUACGGCAUGGUUUACAAGCCUCACAACCUGCAGCCCGGCAGGAAGCAUCCGACUGUGCUCUUUGUGUAUGGAGGCCCACAGAUGCAGUUGGUCAACAACUCCUUCAAGGGGAUGAAGUACCUCCGCCUGAACACGCUGGCCUCAUUGGGCUAUGCUGUAGUUGUCAUUGAUGGGAGGGGGUCUUGUCAGAGGGGCCUUGAAUUUGAAGGCGCUCUUAAAAACAAAAUGGGACAAGUGGAAAUCGAAGACCAGGUGGAGGGCCUGCAGUAUGUGGCCGAUAAGUUUAACUUUGUAGACCUCAGCCGUGUAGCCAUCCAUGGUUGGUCUUAUGGCGGCUUCCUGUCUCUCAUGGGCCUCAUCCAGCGACCGAACGUAUUCAAGUUGGCCAUUGCAGGUGCCCCGGUGACUGUAUGGAUGGCGUAUGACACGGGCUACACGGAACGCUACAUGGACGUGCCCGAAAACAACCAGCAGGGCUACGAGGAAGGCUCUGUGGCUCUGCACGUGGACAAGCUGCCCAGCGAGCCCAACCGUUUGCUGAUUCUACACGGAUUUCUAGAUGAAAAUGUGCACUUUUUCCACACCAAUUUCUUGGUGUCACAGAUAAUUCGUGCUGGGAAGCCCUAUCAACUUCAGGUCUACCCAAACGAGCGACACAGUAUCCGCUGCCCAGAGUCUGGAGAACACUAUGAGAUAAUGCUGUUGCACUUUCUACAACAAUACCUCUGAAAUGAUACAAAAUGUCCUCCUCUCUCCAGCUCAGUGCCCGACUGGACACUUGCUGUCCGCCUUCUCUGAUCACAAACUUAAAUCCCGUGACCCCUCAUUCGUCUGUUGCUGUUUCACCUUUUUUCUCUCUUUCGUGUGCAGUGUGUGCUGUCGUUCACCAAUGCAGCGAUUUGGUGAACAAAGACAAGGACAUUUGGAAUUGUAUGCGCAGACUGUCACACAGAGUGAUCAUAUUCACUCUCUUCUCCUCCUUCCUCCUCAUCCUUGCCACCCUGCCCGCUUUAAAAUUGUGUCUUUUACCCACUUGUGUCAGUAGUAGGAAAGAGCAGUUCACGGAUAUUCAAAUGGAAAUCUACAUACAUAGUUGCACACGUUAUACAGUACAUAAUAUAUGUGUUAAAUACAGUUUAUUGCAGAUGAGCAGAAAUCUCCAUACCUAAUGUGAGUCGGUGUAUGUAACAUGAAUUGGAAGAAAGUCUCUUCCCAUGUCCACUUGUUUUAAGCGCGUUUAAAAUAAAAUAUUUUUAUGGAUUUUUAUUAUUAUUUUAAAUGAAAUCUGACAGAGGCCAACUCAUUGCUGUUUUCUGUCCCCUUACAUUACAUCGUUCAAGAUAUCUGCUUGCCUUCUCAACACAUAAUUUAUAUUGGCCAAAGUUCCUCUUGACUUUGAUCAUCCGGUAUUUGCAUUUUUUUUUUCCCAUUUUUUGUUUUUUUGUUUUUUACUGCAAUACAGAAGGUUGAGCACUGGAGGCUUACAAACAGCGUUGUACCACCAGAAUACAAUUUGUACAUGACAAUAAAUAAAUGGAUGAAUCAAUCACAA
Molecule: messenger RNA, 3664 nt
Organism: Syngnathus acus (greater pipefish)
Lineage: Eukaryota; Metazoa; Chordata; Actinopteri; Syngnathiformes; Syngnathidae
Gene: dpp9
Product: dipeptidyl-peptidase 9
Exons: 21
Coding region: 184-2841 (885 amino acids)
Biological process (GO): proteolysis
Molecular function (GO): dipeptidyl-peptidase activity; serine-type peptidase activity
Source: RefSeq, a predicted model, not a curated record